CUGGACCUCAUGGAGCUCAUCGGCAACUUCUCCUUCUAUGACGACGACGACAGCAACGAGACCUUUCUGGACUAUGGGGCCGCGCCGUGCCAUAACCAGUACUGCCCCUUCUUCCAGCGCGUGGCUCCCCCGUUCCUGGCUGUCACCAGUGCCAUGGCCAUGCUGGGCACCACGGCGCUGCUGGUGGCACUGGCCAAGCGGCCGCAGUGGCUGCAGAGCCGGGCAAUGGUGGCACAGUUGGCCGUGGGCUCGGGGCUGUUUGCCGUGGUGCUGCCGGCGGUGGCGGUGGGCAUCGGGCAGGGCUGGCGGCUAGGCACAGCGCUGUGCCGGCUCAUGUACCUCCUGUGGUACUGGAGCCUCUUCGCCCAGGGGCUGCUGGUGGCCUCCGGCUCCUGCGGCAGCUUCUGGUGCCGCUGGGACGCGCGGAGCCGGCGCUUGGCCGUGGCCGUGUGGGCCCUGGCGCUGCUCUUGGCGACGCCGGCGGCUCUCACCAGCGGCACCGCGGCGGCGCCGGAGCCGAGCUGCCUCCGCCGCAGCGUGGACAUGCUGUCCCCGGUGAACCUGCUGCACCUCGGCCUCUGCUUCUGCCUGUUCCUGCUGCUGCCGGCGGCGCUGCCGGUGGCCGCGCUGGCCGUGCCGCGGUGGCGGGCGCGCUGGGCGCCGGACGUGGCCGCGAGCUGGGUGUUCCUGGCGCUGUGGGUGCCGCACGGCGCGGCGCUGGCCAUGGAGCUCCUCCUGCACGCCCGGCUCCUGCCGCAGUCCUGCGGCACCUUCCAGCACUUUGACUACGCGCUGGGGCUGAGCGAGGCGCUGGGGGUGCUGCACUGCUGCCUGGGGCCCGCCGCGGUGCUGCUGGCUGCCCGGCUCUGCCGCACCGCCCCCGGUACCGGCCCCUCGCCCCACGGCAUCCCCAUCGCUUCUGCCCCAUAGCCAACGCUCCCCCAGGCCUCGGGGGGCUGCUACGUUGCAGCCUUGGUGCCCGUCUCCAUCCCCACUGCUUGUGGCUGGACACCCCCGUUUGCUCCAUAGGCAUCACCCUGGGGUGCCUUGAGCAUCUCCCCAAGGCCUCAGGGGCACCCAUGGGGAGGGUUCAAUGUGAAGCAAUGGGGGGGGGGGUCCUUCUUUCCUGACAAGUUGGGAUGAGCCCCAUGUCCAGAGCGGCUGCUGGGAAUUGCAUCCAAUAUAUACAUGUGCUGGAGGCGCUGCCAAGCUCAGUUAAUGGCCGGGGCUGGGGGCACCAGG
This is a messenger RNA of Strigops habroptila (Kakapo), 1242 nucleotides long. RefSeq names its product atypical chemokine receptor 1 (Duffy blood group) (gene ACKR1). Gene Ontology annotation, cellular component: membrane. NCBI's taxonomy places the organism in Eukaryota, Metazoa, Chordata, Aves, Psittaciformes, Psittacidae. The record is from RefSeq and is a predicted model, not a curated record. The coding region runs from base 10 to 930 and encodes 306 amino acids. The transcript has a single exon. Gene Ontology annotation, molecular function: chemokine binding. Gene Ontology annotation, biological process: inflammatory response; chemokine-mediated signaling pathway.